AUGACGACUCGAUUCACAGCCGCCGAGUUGAAGCGGUUCCGCGCUUUUCUCAACGCCGCUAUUGAUCGCGAAGAACAGGGCCCUUCCUCUGACGCUAAUGCCCUCAAGCAGCAACACUGGGACGAGCUACGCACGCACCUCGGGGUUAACGGCAUGUCCACGGGUCUCCAACACCUCGAUCAACUCGUUGAGGACAUUGUCCAAGGCAAGUCGAACGUCAGCCUGCAGGGUCCAGUAGUGGUUUUGCCAGCCGCGCCCGGCGUUCCAAGUGCAGCACCCGCGGCCGCGCUUUCUACGAAAUCUUCGGCCAAGAAACCCGCGACGUCCUCCAAGAAGACCUCUAAACGGAAGGCUAGCGCAGAUGACACUGUCACCAAGUCGUCCGCUAAGAAGCCUCGGUCUACCAAGAAGUUGACAGCCUCGACGCUUCCCUCGUAUGACUUCGCUAAGUUACUAGAGGUGAAUCCCAGCGCUCCUCGAGUCGUACGAACCGCUAUCGCUAUCGUCCUCCACAAGGCUGAAGAAGCCGGCAAGACUCCCUGGCGUUUGGCGUACCCAUGGUCGGGUCGACCCCUCUGCUCACUGGCGGUUCUGGAUGACUCACCGGCGUGCUUUCUGGGAGUGGGCGUUCCACGUCCCUCUCGAAUCAAGCUCAGCUCAAUCCUAUCGCCGCAAGCUGAAGAUGCGAGCCACUCUCUCGCUCGUCUGUCCUUCACGAGCCUUUGCAUCGAGACCUGGGGCUUCUACGCGUUCCUCGAGAAGCUGGAGAAGCGUCCUGAAAUGUCCUGGCUCGGAGGCCAGCCUGGCAAGUCUCCACGCGGAGGUCGACAGCCCCAAGGACCCAUCGCCGAGGAUCUCGCUGUCCUCCACGACAAAGAUCAGGCCCGAUACGAGGCCACGCUCGAGAAUGCCCUCAAUCCGGCGAAGGUAGACGCUUAUGGGUAUCCGCAAGUGCUCUCCUUCCUCGAGUUCACCAAAGCCCUGAAUCCCAAGGCCAUCGCGAAGAACCGUCUCUCCAUGACUGCACUAGCACGCAUUCGGCAGGAUCUCACGUCCAAAACCAAACUCAAGACGUCCAACAACGGCGUCAAGCAACGCCAACUCGACGUUAUGGCCCAAAUGGCCGAUCGAACGUACGAACUCCCCUCCGUUAAUCCUCCAACCCAGAAGGAACUCGACCGCGAAGACUGGUCCGACUUUGAGGACGCAGGGAACUACGACGAUUAA
Molecule: messenger RNA, 1227 nt
Organism: Phytophthora nicotianae INRA-310
Lineage: Eukaryota; Oomycota; Peronosporomycetes; Peronosporales; Peronosporaceae
Exons: 3
Coding region: 1-1227 (408 amino acids)
Source: RefSeq, a predicted model, not a curated record